UCUGUCUUUGAGCACUGCAGCUCAGUUCCAUCAUGGCGAUGCACGCCAAAGCGACUCCUCCGCAGAUCCCAGAUACUCGUCGCGAGCUUUCCGAGCUGGUCAAAAGAAAACAAGAGCUGGCGGAGACUCUGGUGAAUCUGGAAAGGCAGAUUUAUGCAUUUGAAGGAAGUUAUUUGGAGGACACUCAGAUGUACGGGAACAUCAUUCGAGGAUGGGACCGAUAUCUGACCAAUCAAAAGAAUUCCAACAGCAAAACUGAUCGGAGAAACCGGAAGUUCAAGGAAGCAGAGCGUCUUUUCAGCAAGUCCUCCGUCACAUCAGUGGCAGCUGUUUGUGCUCUCGGAGGAAUUCCUGAUCAUAUGAGUGAAAAACGUGAGCCUGGCAGUGGAACAGAGAGCGACACGUCCCCAGACCUCCAGAACCAAGAAAACGAACCCAGCCAGGAAGACACAGAGGAGGCAGACGGAGCCCUGCAGGACCUCAAACCUCAAAAAGCGGCUUCAACAUCCUCUGGAAGCCACCACAGCAGCCACAAGAAACGCAAGAACAAGAACAGACACAGAUUUGAUAUGAAGAUGAACAAGAAACCCAGGGCGGACUAUUCGGCCUAACAGACCUCCAGCGGCCUCAUUCAUUCACGCAAACCAAACCUCUUCUGUCAGCUUCGGGUCUCAACCAUCAAUAACAUCUGUAUUUUCCCUCACCUCCAAUACUGUUGGCUUCUCUCCUGACUGUAGUGAAGCUCUCGUGUCAUUUUUAGUCAGUCUGAUAUAUUAAGAUCCGUCUGUUAUUGCAAACAUGAGAUGAAAACCUGAGAUUCCAGUUUUACACGUGAAUCUUUUAUUUAUGACGUUACGUGGAUGAUGUAUCAGUGAAUUCAAACAUUUCCCAUAUGCCUUCAGUUUCGUUUUGUGUAGCUAAUGUAAAGAUUUCACACAUCGUACAUUUUUUAUGUUUGUUUUAUUUUUACCAUCUUGUUUUUUGAAUAAAACUUAAAACAAUCGA
Danio aesculapii is the source of this 1005-nucleotide messenger RNA. It is a transcript of the gene meaf6, whose product is annotated as MYST/Esa1-associated factor 6. The record is from RefSeq and is a predicted model, not a curated record. The coding region runs from base 33 to 611 and encodes 192 amino acids. NCBI's taxonomy places the organism in Eukaryota, Metazoa, Chordata, Actinopteri, Cypriniformes, Danionidae. The transcript is spliced from 7 exons. Gene Ontology annotation, cellular component: NuA4 histone acetyltransferase complex.